Molecule: messenger RNA, 5692 nt
Organism: Monopterus albus (swamp eel)
Lineage: Eukaryota; Metazoa; Chordata; Actinopteri; Synbranchiformes; Synbranchidae
Gene: sncaip
Product: synuclein, alpha interacting protein
Exons: 12
Coding region: 175-2979 (934 amino acids)
Molecular function (GO): ubiquitin protein ligase binding
Source: RefSeq, a predicted model, not a curated record
UAUGUCAAAGCCUUUGUGCUUUUCAAGACACCGAGGCGACAGAAGGAAAAAAACAGCUGGAUCCAGGGGUUCAGCUAGCAGCUCGGCUACCUCCACCAGCUCCUCAAACAGCUGCUCCUCCUCGGCCGCCUGACUUCGACAAGCCGGUCGUGAGGCUGAUGAUGUGGUGUGAAGAUGGAGGCUCCUGAAUACCUGGACCUGGAUGAGAUCGACUUCUCCGAUGAUUCAGUGUAUUCUGUGACGUCUCUGAAAAGCAUCCCAGAGCUGUCCAGGAGGAGUGAUGGCCAGGCCGAGGACAGACCAGCUCCAUCCAUCACCUGGAGUCGUGGCGUUUCCUCCCACAGCAGUGGGGGAAUCAAACCCACGGGACUCGCUGAGGUCCACAGUAAGUUCCGGCCAGUGAAGAGGGUCUCCCCUCUCAAACACCAGCCAGAGACCACCGACUGUGACACUGAUGGUAAAGUCCAGGGCCAGGGGCUGGGCCUGGGAGAGCCGGGUGAGGCCAGUAAGGAUGGCCCCAGCUCAGACAAGCCGAUUCACGCCUCCACCUCCUCUGACGGACUGGGAGGGAAGGCGAAGGGCCUGGGCAGCAGCGUGGGUGUUGUUGGAGGCAGCAAUCCCCAGGCUCUCUUCGGGGAGCUGGAGCACUAUGAUCUGGACAUGGACGAGAUCCUGGAUGUGCCUUAUAUCAAGUCCAGUCAGCAGAUGUCCACGCUGCCCCGUGUCCCCCACGACAAGCGCUCGGUGAUGGGGAGCAACCUAGGCGGAGGCACCCUGGAGAGGAACCGAGGAAGCCUGAAGAGCUCUGCUUUACGCCACAACGAGCCUCUGAGCUUGGGCAGCAGCAGCUCUCAGACUCAGUACUGUGUUCUGUCUCCGGUGAAGUGGUCAGACCUGAGGAAGUCCAAGUCCAUGGACCCAGACCUCCACCACCUCCACCGCUCACCGGCUGGGGGAGGCUACCAGCCAGAGCCACUGUCCUCUGGGCUCCUCAGCUGCUCCUCCUCCCUCUCUUCUUUCUCUGAUACAGACAAGCUGCUGUCUGCGCGGGUCUACCCAGACUCCCAGAGCCAGAGGCCAGGCGUGGAACCUCCUGGGGGCCUGAUGUUCCCCCUGCCAGGAUGCAGCGUGGGCAGGCAGGAUGGCUCUAAGCCUUGGGCUUCUGGACCAGGAGGAGGAGGAGGAGGAGGCGGUGGUAGUCUGAGGGGGUGUGGAGGAGCAGGGGGGGAGGUGGAUGAGGAGACCAAGAAGAACCAGAACAUCAUCAACAUCGUUAGGGAGGGACAGAUCUCCCUGCUGCCUCACCUGGCAGCAGAUAACCUGGAGCUGAUCCGAGACGAGGAUAGAAACAACCUGCUGCACAUCUCAGCCUCUCAGGGUCAUGCAGACUGUCUGCAGCAUCUCACAUCUCUGAUGGGGGAGGACGGCCUGAACGAACGCAACAACCAGCAGCUCACCCCCGCUGGCCUGGCGGUCAAGAACGGUCACCUGGAGUGUGUCAGGUGGAUGGUGAGUGAAACGGAGGCCAUCGCAGAGCUGAGCUGCACCAGAGAACACCCAAGUCUGAUUCACUACGCUGCCCGCUAUGGACAGGAGAAGGUCUUGUUGUGGCUGCUUCAGUUCAUGCAGGAACAAGCGAUCUCUCUGGAUGAAGUUGACCAGAAUGGAAACACUGCUGUCCACGUAGCAGCUCAGUACGGACACCUCACCUGUAUACAGACUCUGGUGGAGUACGGCUCCAACGUGACAGUCCAGAACCAGCAGGGGGAGCGGCCUUCCCAGAGUGCCGAGCGGCAAGGACACACCACCUGCGCUCGAUACCUGGUCGUUGUGGAAACCUGCAUGUCGUUGGCUUCGCAGGUUGUUAAACUCACUAAACAGCUGAAUGAACAGGCAACAGAGAGGAUGGCCCUACAGAAACAACUGCAGAGACUGACGGACCCCAACAAGGCAGAGGGAACGCCUUCCAGAUCGCCCAGCUCCCACCAGCCCUCAGUGGAGGCGUGGUCAGAGAUGAUGUUGACAGCAGAGGGGACUCCAGGUGACGCUCACUGGUUGGUGCGUCAGGGAGGGGUGGGUCCAGACUCUGUGUUAAGGCAGCUGCUGGGGAAGGACAUGUCGGAGACGCUGUGUCCGAGGGAGAGGCUGCCUCCUGCGGGUGGCUUGAGCAGAGACGGCCCCUGUGGAACUGGGGCCCCUGGGGGCCGCAGGACUGGGCUGGUGGAGAGGAGAGAGCUCAAACUAGUGAGACUCAAACAGAUCAUGCAGCGCUCUCUCAGUGAGUCUGAUUCUGAUGGUUAUCCAACAGAGGAGGGUAAAAAUCAAGGAGCCCCAUUGUCAAACACGGUGCGGUCUGAUAGGCCGUCCCACCUGCCAGUCACAGAGGAGGAGCCAGUGUCAAACCACCUUCAUCUGAUGAUGAAGAAGCACCUUCCCUCGUCGUCGUCCUCAGCCGAUAGGAAGCUAGCAUUCUCUCUAACUGGGUCAAAGUCUGUCGACAGCAUCUGUCACAACCCCUCCCCCACCUCCAGCGACCCCGAGGCCACAGAGGGCAAAACAUCAGAUGCUUCUGGCGACUUCCAUGACCCUGCCAAUGGCCAGAAGGUUGCCACCAGCCCCAAGAGCGCUCUGAAGUCUCCCUCGUCUCGCAGGAAGACAUCCCAGAACCUCAAACUGAGGGUGACCUUUGACGAGCAGGUCCACAAGAGCUCCAACCAGGAGGCAGAGCCACCCAAAGGGCAUCAGGGCAAGGAGAGGACUUUGACAGGAAGCUCUGAAAGCAAGCGUCCAUUUGGGACAUUUCGCUCCAUCAUAGAGACGUUGAGCGGAAACACAAACCACAAUAACAACAGCAGCAGCUGUCAGUCAGGCUCUGCUGUGAAACAGCCCACCUGUCAGAACUCACCUGGCAGGAAGUCAGACAGCAAGAGCAGCCCGGGAGGCGGAGCCAAGGGCAAGAGCAAAACCAGUAAUGUCUAACCAACUAGUGCCUAGUGACGGGCCGUGAGCUCAAAACCACCUGACUACAAAGCAAAGAGCCAACAGUGAGGCAGCGAACCUGAUCGUUUCACAGAGAUGAACCUGUGUCAGACAUCGCAGUUUUAUUUUGUUUCAUAGAUUGCUCAGAACCAGACGCACGUACAGCGCCGUGCGAAGGCUUCUGGCAGUUUUCAAAAGCAAUGCUAUGAAUACUUUUUAUUUAUCCACAGUAAAGUAAACAGGAACGGAGGUCGAGGGGUUAACAGGACAGUAAAUUUAUAGUUUAAUAACUCAGUGAGAUGUUUGCCAUAAAAUUGGACCAAAUUAAAAGUGUGAUUUCAAAUUAGCAGCUGCCUUUGUCCAUUUAACAGAAAACUAACGCUGUGUCUUAAGCUGCAGUCCCCGGUAACAGAGGAGGCUGUUUGUCUCAGUAAAACAGGGAACGUGGUCGUUCUCUCGCUCCACGCACAGACACAGAAAAGCUGAAAAUGUCUUUCUUGGUAAGAAAAGUCAGAUAUUGCUGUACGGAGACAUCUGUCCUCUUUUACUCACAACCCCUAGUUCACAGCACUGCCCCAAACAUACCUGGUUAUAUCAAAUUUGUCCGAAAAUCAACAGAACUAAGCAGCAGCUGCUGUUCCCAGAUAAAGCAUCAUUUCACUGUUCUGUUCUUAUGUUAGUCAUCCUGAGGUUUUUCUACCUGCUAAACAUCACGAUUCUCAGGUUCUUUGCCUCAGACAUUUGGCUCAUGACAUUUUCUGUAAAGUUUAUGGCCUGAAAGACAAAAACAGAAACUGUCCCGCCUGCGUUUCUGUUUGAAUCAGUACAAGGUGAACGGGAAGAGCCUGUUUUUAACGAGACUGAAGGUUUUGUUUUCAGUGACAGACUGAAUUAAGUUUGUGCCAGAAUCUCCCUACGUCAGCUCAUUGGAGUUUUUAGUUGAGUUUGAUUUUGUAGAAGAAAGCGAAAAAGUGCCAAACCUUCAUCUGUCCACAUGGAGAUGAGCAGGUUCUCUUGCUGUACUCUGAACCACACUAAAGAUGAACUUGUGAAAUAUUAGUAUUUAUGUUUGUGCACACAUUUAUAUCAUUUGUAAUAAGAAAAAACUAUGAUAAUAAUUGUGCACAUGGUUAACGUGCACCAGCACAGCCGAUUGUUUUGACACCACUGUAUAGAGUAGUAUUUAAUGUUUUUUACACUAUAUUCCACAGUUGUUUGUCCAUGGUUGUUAUCUAUGCAGUAUGUUUGGCAUGAAGUAGACAUUAGUUGUGUGGCGUGUCUCGGAGAUGGGGAGGUGUAGGAAGCACCUUCUACAGCCACUGAGGCCGAGUGUUUGGACUUCAAGCAGAAUCUGAAACAGACUUUUAAAUCCAUCUGUGCAUUACAGAGACUUCAUACAGAUUUCUUGACAUUACCGCCAUUUACAAACUUCUUCUAAGCUUGAAACUAGAAGGCCGAGGCUGGAGUCUGAUGCUGUCAUUCAGUGUUUACUGCUGUGGCAGUAGGUGGCACUCACCUGGAGCCUGCAUGGACGGCAUCACUGAGGAGCGACUUCAUUAAGCUGAGUCCACCAAAUAUGUAUAUGAGAUAUAAAGAAAAAAAACUGAUUCAAUAAAUCCACCACUUAAUGAGACAUCCAGGGCUGCAGAACAUGUGAUAUUUAUCUGAUCUAACCUCUAAUUAGCUGAUCAGUUUGAACUGUUCCCUGUUAAUCAGCUGGAACUGUUUUGUGGUGAAUACAGAGGCUGGAGCCUCGCUAGCGGCCCCCAGAGGCUGUACUGUUCAUAACACCUGCCAGUACACCGGCGUUGGACGGAACAGCUCUGGGGAUACAAGUGUGAUGUGUUUUCUUUAGGGUGGUGCUAGAGGUAAUGUCUAAAAUCCCAUGGAGCCAUCCGGCAGGAGAAUCCAUACCUAACACUGACUGCCACCACCAUCCAUAGUAUUCUGUGAAACUUGCUCUCAUAGAGAUUUUGAUGAGAAGAUUAAUUCACCUGUAACGGCACCACAUUACAGCCUCAGCUCUCUAGUUUGUCUUUAGGACAAACAUGAUCAUGUCUUUUUGAUGCGUGUUUACAUUGAGACACUCUGAUGCAGCAGAAGGUUCACAUGAGAGUUCACAUUGCUGUGUGGACCAGAGCAGUCCUGCUGUGCAGGUUACUCACAUCUGGUUGACACUGAUCUGUUUCCACUGAGUAAAAUAGAGUCUGUCUUCAUAUCUAGUUAAUUAAUUAAUUCAAAAUAAUUACUGGCAUAAUCAGACUUUGAAGCAUUUGACUGUGCUAGUAGAGCACCUUACUGUCUCUGCUCUCCCACAUCUGGAACCAGAUUCCAUAAUUCUUUCCAAGGAAACAGAGCAAAGUACCAGAAGACUCUAAAAUAACAAGUGACCUUAUGUUUCUGGAGGUUUUUCACAUCCUGUCGUCAGCAGUUGCCGGGCAGGUUUUCCAUCUGUGUUGCCUCAAAUAUUGCUCAUUGCCAAAACCGUGUUCUGUCUAUGGGGCCAAUUGUGUUGACGAGACUGUUUCUGAAACGCAGUUUGUUGUAUUUGACGUGUUUUCCCUGUAACCACUUGAGGACCAGUGACAGGAGCUCGCCAUGGUUCUGCUGAGGAGACUAUCUGACCUGUACCUGUUUGUCAUUUCAGUGAACUGUUCAGAGCGACAGUGCUGCAACAUCGACUCACAUAUUCACUCAGUGCAAAAAAAAAAAA